AUUAGUUUCGUUUAGCAAGUACCUGGGAAUUUGAAAGACUCUCUACAACGUCUGCUAUGAUCAAGACAUUUGCUGGUUUCUUCAAUGCAGUAACUCAAUAACAUUUCACGUGGCAUUUAGUUCAAUAUUAUUAGUAUCAAUCCUAGCUGGAGACCGGGAUUCAUUUACCAACAGCCCCGCGCUAAAAUCGAACCCAACUCCUUCUCGCGACGUCACUAACCAACCCCUCCAAAAAAGAAUGCCUCAACGACCAAGCCUCACCAAAACUUAGAUUAUACCAGUCACAUUCUUUUGUUGCCAUUUCCCCCACAAAAACCCCUAGCCAUGGCCCCAAUACCGAUUACAAUCAUCACCGGUUUCCUUGGCUCCGGCAAGACGACUCUCAUUCUCAACCUCAUCCCCCAACUCCGCGCCCAAUCGCCAAACUACCGCCUCGCUCUCCUCAAAAACGAGUUUGGAGAUGUGGCAGUCGACUCACAACUAGCGUCGUCGAGCGCGAUAUCGGGUGUCCAGGAGAUGCUAGGUGGUUGUAUCUGCUGCAACCUCGUCGGUUCGCUAUCCCCUGCGCUCGCCGAGCUCGAGACCACAGUGAAGCCAGACCGCAUCAUCAUCGAGACGAGCGGGAGUGCCUUCCCCGCCACGCUGGCGCUCGAGGUCAAUCGUCUGGCGAGGGACACUGGGAAAUACGUGCUGGACGGCGUUGUCAGCGUGAUCGAUGUGGAGAACUGGCAGGGCUACGAGGACACGAGCUACACCGCCAGGAUCCAGGCGCGGUACACCGAUCUCGUGGUCCUGAACAAGUGGGAGACGGCGGGCGAGGACCGAUAUGACGAGUGCCUCGAUCGUCUGGGCGAUCUCGAGGUGGACGUUGCCAAGGUCAAGAGCGACAAUGGCUGGGUAGCCAUGGACGUUGUGUUUGGCGUGGAUGGCGGACUCGCCCAAGACUUGACGGAAGAGGAGGCGGCCAAGACAACGGCGAACGGGCACAAUCAUGGUCAAGAGAAUGGACACGACCACAAGCAUGGGCAUCAGAGCGAGGUGGAGGUCCUGUCCGUCGAGCUCAAGGGUGACGCUGGCGUCGCCAUUUCCACCGACAAAUUGGAGGCGAACCUUCUCCGCAAGGCACCCAAGGACGAAGUAUACCGCAUUAAAGCUGUGGCUACCCUCUCGUCGCUGCCAAAGAACUCGGACCCGGAAUUGCCUCCGCCGGCGGAGCAUCCCAAGGGCCGCUAUAUCCUCAACUGGGCAUUCGGGCGGUGGACAUAUACGCCCGUCGCCGCAGAUGGCACUGAACACGCGUCGAGUAGCGAGACACCGCUACGGAUGACGAUCAUUACGGGACGAUACGAGAGCAACAAGUGGAAGAAGCUGAUAGAAGCCGGCGGGGUGAUAGAGAUAGAUGGAGGAAGCAAAAGCGACCUCGUGGUGACGAAAGUACUGUAGAUCAGGGACCGGACCAUUCUUGUAGAUAUUGAUGUUGACUCGGAGAGGGAUCUAGAGACCUAUAUAU
Emericellopsis atlantica is the source of this 1510-nucleotide messenger RNA. Its product is annotated as CobW/HypB/UreG, nucleotide-binding domain-containing protein. Gene Ontology annotation, cellular component: cytoplasm. The transcript has a single exon. Bases 325 to 1443 code for a protein of 372 amino acids. The record is from RefSeq and is a predicted model, not a curated record. Lineage: Eukaryota; Fungi; Ascomycota; Sordariomycetes; Hypocreales; Bionectriaceae.